Molecule: messenger RNA, 2391 nt
Organism: Xenia sp. Carnegie-2017
Lineage: Eukaryota; Metazoa; Cnidaria; Anthozoa; Malacalcyonacea; Xeniidae
Product: volume-regulated anion channel subunit LRRC8E-like
Exons: 1
Coding region: 43-1809 (588 amino acids)
Cellular component (GO): extracellular matrix
Molecular function (GO): protein binding
Source: RefSeq, a predicted model, not a curated record
AAUCUACUGAUCGUUAUACUCAAUUCUUAUAAAUUUAUCAAUAUGCUGCCCAUGGAAUAUUUUUGGAACAAAGGAAAAGAAAAUUUGAAAAUUUUGAAGCCUUGGUGGGAUGUUAUAACAGAUUAUUUAGUGAUCCUUUUAGUAAUGUUAUCCGUUCUUGUUGCUGGUAUGGAGGUAACAUCAGGCAGUUUUGAAUGUGUAGCAGUUGUCAAUUGUCCCAGUGCGUCAAAACCAAAUUUAAAUGCAUCUUGGCUUCUCGCAGAUUUAAAAUUUCCGAAUACAUGUAAAAAAUUCUACGAGUCUCAAAAUACAAGCUUUGUUGAAAGAACGGAAGUCGUUACAGAUCACGAAGUCAAUAUUAUAUACAAAAGUUUUGUCAAUUCAGAAUGCAGUAAAAGCGCGAUUCAAGACUUUUUGGCUUAUUUGUGGAUCGUAUUGUUCGCUGAAGCAUUAUGGCUUUUUAUUCUCGACAAUUUCUGGUUGAAAUUUCCUUUAACUUGCUCGGUAAUUGAAACAUUUGUUGAUCUCGUGAUGGCGUGUUACGAUUCACCAUGUACUAAUUCCACAGUCACUUUAGCACUUUUUCAGCAAAGACACAAUCGAACAAACAGCUAUAGAAGAGUGUCAAACAACGAUACUUCUGACUUGACCGAUCAUUAUAACAAUUUUGAUUUCCUUCCAGACACUACCUCUACAAGUGCGUUGAUGGGUUUGUAUGAGAAAGUGCAAAAGCUAAAGAAAAACAUAUCGUCAUCUCAUUUCAUUGAAAAAAUUUCGAAUCUCUACACUAUCAAAAGUGUGUUACAAGUGCUUUCAGUAAUAUCGUUUCUCGUUAUUAAUUAUAAUUAUAAUGAUUUAAAAGACAAGAUGACGUGUACACUGCCUCAACACAUUCCCAUCCCUCACGAUUAUUUUUUGUGCUCCCACAACCUAGCUCCUGCCAUGUAUUAUAUUGUUCAUAUUUAUAACGGAGUUUUGGCAGUGGGUGGAGUGAUAUUCUUUUUCAUAGUUUUUUGGACAGUCAAAUUGCGUCGUAAAAACUAUGAAUAUAUUUUUUCAAACAAAAUAUCUCCAAAAAUUGACGAUCAGCUAUCAGACAUAGAUCCGGUAAAGGAAGAUCUAGGUUUUCUCCUGCAUCUAUUGCAUUGCUACAACAAGAUGUACGUCAUAAGAUUCGCUCGUUUUCUUUCUGAGGAGAACAAAAAGAAGAUUGCGGUGGCCCAUGCUUUGAACAUAAGAUUUCCAGUUGCAUAUCUUAGGGUUAUGUUAGAUAAAGAAGAAAAGCUGUCUUUUAACACUCUUCCAGGAAUUCCUCGUACGAUUUUUGAUCCUAUGAUUUCCGAAAACCUUUUGAACCUUGAAUUUAGAAACUGUUAUCUUGAAGUGAAUGAUUUUGAUAACUUCCAGAAGCUCAUCAGACUGAAAUGUUUAUUCAUUGUGGAGUGCGGCCUCGAUUUGAUUCCAGAGAAAGUGUUUAGUAUGGCAUGGCUCGAGGAGCUCCAUCUUAAUGGAAACCUCAUAAAGAAGAUUACUGAUGGCAUUUCAGAUUUGAAAAGUCUUUCUGUCCUCAAGGUAAGCGACAACAAUCUCGAAGACAUUGAUCCCGGUUCGUUGUCAAAAUUGGAAAAUCUGAAGUCACUUGACAUUAGUCACAAUUCUAAUUUGAAAAUGGAUGCUCUACGUGAGGUCCUUCAAUGUAAAGAAUUGCAAAACUUGGUUUGUCCGUCUCAUCUCAUGGACAGAGCUACACUAGACAAGCUGAAUGAUAACGAGCAAGAAAGGUUACUCAAUCUUACUCAGCCGGAUUAAGCCCGAAAACAUUUUAUAUUAAUUUAGAGGCUAAUUUGCAGGUUUAAUCAACAUUACUACGCAAUUUAUCGUUUAGAACUUCGUUUAUCAGUUUUAAAUUAAUUCAAAGCGCACAAUUUUUGUAUAUGUUAAUAGCAUUCUUUAGCGAGAGUGCAAUUGAUCCAAUGAACGUUCGUUGAGCAAGUCACGUGAUAGAAAGUCAAGUUAUGAACGACUAUUUACUGGAGGUGAUGAAGGCGGUUAACUUGCAGCACGCCAGCGCCAAAUUGUGUUGGCGCUGAUGCACACUACUACAGCCUUCAUUACAAUGGAAAAUUCUUAAACACUAGUUAAGAAAUAAAAGAUGUUUACUGUGUUUGCACAGGCUUAUGCAAACCGAGGAGACCUUUGGGAGAACUUGAGAGCAGAUCAGUGCAAGCCCGAGACCGAAGCACAAGGGUUGCACAUGAUCGAGAGUUCAUUGUUAAGAGAGUUAAGGUGCAUUAGUAUUGAUUUUAAUUUUAUUCCUUGCAUCAUUACAAACUGAACAAUGAACAUAACUGUAGCACUAUAAUUUAAAUAUAAACAAAAAAUUUGAAUGAA